This is a messenger RNA of Pecten maximus, 2832 nucleotides long. RefSeq lists its product as uncharacterized. Bases 422 to 1867 code for a protein of 481 amino acids. The transcript has 12 exons. The record is from RefSeq and is a predicted model, not a curated record. NCBI's taxonomy places the organism in Eukaryota, Metazoa, Mollusca, Bivalvia, Pectinida, Pectinidae. Gene Ontology annotation, biological process: cellular response to molecule of fungal origin. Gene Ontology annotation, molecular function: (1->3)-beta-D-glucan binding.
UUAUUACAUUUAAAACGUUAUUAAAUAUAAAUGAUCAUCUAAGAUGUGAACGCUGAAACAAUACCCUCACAAUUCGAAAACAAUAGAUUAAAGGACAGACGGUAUUGAGAAAACUGUUUAAGCUUGAAUUAUGAUAUUUAUGACGCAUGCCUUGAAUACCCGGUAGAGCCGGUGAGUUACGUGAUAAUCCUGAUUGCGGUUAUGUCAUGUCAAACAUCAAUAGGAAUACUCAUCAUGCAUCGUCCACGUGUGACUAAAUUACUACACUUCUGGAUGUCAGAUGGAAUCAUGAAGCAAUUGAUCUACUUGAGAGACCGAUAUAGGUCAAACUGAGUGCCAGAGAUAAGGCGUGCUUUGUCUCCAGAUAAGAACAUCAGGAAUAUCUCGGCUAUCUUCAGUCUAAGGAAUACAACCAGAUACAAUGAUUGUCCUGCUAACAGCGUUGGCUGUCAUUUUUGGCACUGUCAAUGGUCAGACGACAUGCGCAGAUGAAGUAGACCCCAACAUCUGUCGCCUGCUGGCCUCCGAAUCGUUUGGAUUGAAAGAUAUUUGUACGGAUCCUUGCCUGUCCAGGACUUGUCAGAAAACAUGCGGAAAAUGUCCACUGGAGUGUUAUUCCUGUCACAGUGUGUCGUCACCAAGUGACUGUACGACCACCACUCCAUGUCCGUCAAAAGAUCACAACUGCAUUGUAACCGAGUCAUAUAACGACAAUUUUGAAAAGACAUUUGCUCUUGGUUGCGCCACGAAAGACGUGUGUCUGAGAAACUUUGGAGGCACCAUAGGGAAACGAUCACAACUGGACGGCGGGUGUUGUGGGUCUAACCUCUGUAAUCACAAUUUAACCAGCAGUACACAGCCACUCGCAGGAAUCAUCCUUACGACACCUGGUGUUACUCUCGCCCCAAACCCCUCAGUGGCACCCUCCGCUGUAGUAAGAAGUUCAUGUGACGAUUUCAACAGUGAACUUUGCACCCAGCUUGCGUUUGCUAUGCCGGACAUUUGCUCAAACGAAUGUAUUGCUUCUAAGGUGUGCCCCUCCAUGUGCGGCAAAUGUUUGACUUGUUACCAUUGUGACAACGUGGAGCUCCAGUCAGACUGUUCAGCCAAAGCUAAGUGUAACCCCGGGCAGAAAUGCUACAUAACGGAAACAUACAACUCCAUGACAUUUCAACAUGGAUUCAGGACUGGCUGCAUAGACAACAACCUUUGUUCUAAUCUGACAUUCGGAAGCCCAGAUAUUGGGACUGGACCUGCACUGAUUGGUCGCCGUUCACAUUUCCACUUUUCAUUGGACGGUGACUGCUGCGGGUCUGACUUAUGUAAUGAUAGGGUCCAGACCACAGUGGCUCCUGUCGUCACGACACCAGCCCCAGCUGUUGUAAUGACUACUCAAGGGCCAGUAGUCACCAACCAGCCCAACGCAACUCCCCGUCCCCAAGAUUGUAACUGGAACGGUGAUUGUCCACGAGGAUUCCAUGCUUACCUCAACAAGUGUUAUUAUUUUGGUGAUAAUGAGAUGGAAUGGGACGAUGCGCUGGGAUAUUGCAAAGAAAGAUGUUCCCAUCUUGCUGAACUGAAAUCGGAUAACGAGUUACAGGAUGUCAUGAAUCACUUCCGACAUAACCCCAGCGCAGGAUACGAAAGAUUUGAGGAUUAUUUUACUGGGGCAGUGGAAACUGGCAAUAGAUGGAUUUGGUAUCACAGUGGGGACACUAUUAGUCAUAACCUACUGAUGUCUUUUAACAAUUACAAUAAACACUGUAGCGUUGUCAGGAAUAUUGGCCCACAUACCUUCAAGCUAGCAUCCAUCAAUUGUCAUCAUUUAUUUUGGCCAAUGUGCGAAGUUGUGAUGACUUCUAAUUAAUCGAGCUGUAAAUAUGAGAGGCAUUACUUCACUAUAAAAAAUUUCUGAUGCACAUAUUGUCUGUUUAUACUUCUAUUAUUCUAAUCUCAACGGACUAUUCUGAUUUGAGUCACGGAUGUACGCUAAUAAGUCCUAAUAUUAAUCGAAUGCUAUGCUUCCGAUUCUUUUUCAAAACAAUUCAUAAUACAGAGAAUAUCUUUUAAAAUUGUGAAUGGGUAUCACAGCCUUAACGUUAAGCUCCGAUGAUUAUAAUUCACUUUUUAUCUAUCUAUUUUUGUCUCACUAUAAAACGCUGAGAAGGAGUAUUGAUGGAUCACAAGGAAUCUAAAUUAAACAUGAUUAUCAAUAAUAACGUGCCGAAAAGUAUGACAUUGAAUUUUAAAUGAUUUUAAUCGGGCUAUGGUUCAGACGUCUUUACUACGUUUGUUAUAUAUCAAGCUAAAGCUUUCCUGUUUGGGCAUCCCAACACUUAUUAAUAAUGUCGGGUACAGGUCUUUACUCCAGUGGUGCUUGUUCCAGUGAGACUAUGUUAAGACGAUUUGUUGGUUACUUGACAAGUGAUCUAAGUGUCCUAAUGCGGUGGCAUUAUGUCCGUCGUUAUAGUCUGUAGAUAAUGGGAAUAUUUGACUUCUCCAAAGCUACUGAACUGAAUUUGAUAUUUUACUUCCAUGACAAAACAUAAACCAAAAUAUGAAUUACAUAAUAUAUGACCGCCCCCCAUUCUCCCCCCAGAAAAAAGUUCCUGCUCUUGUUUGAUAUUAAAAAAAAUACUCUACAAAGAAGUAUGGAAUCUUCAGUUGAACUUUGUUACAUAGCAAUGUCUUAAAGCAAAUAAUGCUGUGACCUUUCCAUACUUGGCCUAUGCGAAUGAAAAUCAUUGAGACAACAAAACCAAUGGGCUGCAAACAUGCUUACAAUGCACUAAAUAUGACUCAAUUUAGAUUUAGGUUUAACACAAGUUUCCU